AUGGACCAUGUCAAUCACACCUGGACCCAGAGUUUUGUCCUUGCCGGUUUUACAACCACUGGGAACCUGCGACCCCUUGCCUUCUUGGGCGCCCUGUGCAUCUAUCUCCUCACCCUUGCUGGAAAUUUAUUCAUCAUCAUCCUGGUUCACGCAGACUCAGGACUCUCUACACCCAUGUACUUCUUCAUCAGUGUCCUGUCUUUCCUGGAGCUCUGGUACGUCAGCACCACGGUGCCCACACUGCUACAGACCUUGCUCCGUGGGUGUUCACCCAUUUCAUCAACCGUGUGCUUUUUUCAGGUGUAUAUCUUCCACUCCUUGGGCAUGACCGAGUGCCAUUUGCUGAGUGUCAUGGCGCUGGACCGCUAUCUUGCCAUCUGCCAGCCACUCCGCUACCAUGAACUCAUGAGCAGACAGAUGCAGUUGCGGCUAGCUGGGGCUACAUGGGUGAUCGGUUUCUCAGCUUCACUGGUGCCAGCCAGCCUCACAGCAUCUCUGCCCUUCUGCUUUAAGGAGGUGGCCCAUUACUUCUGUGAUCUGGAACCACUCAUGCGUUUGGCAUGUGUGGACACAAGCUGGCAUGCUCACAUUUAUAUUGUAGUAAUUGGCAUGAUCACUAUGUGUAAUCUCAUGUUCAUUUUGGGGAUGUAUGGGGGCAUCCUAAAAGCCGUGCUGAAGCUGCCCUCAGCUGCCAGUCGUGCUAAGGCCUUCUCCACCUGUUCCUCCCACAUGACUGUAGUGACACUCUUCUUUGGCUCUGUCUUCAUUGUCUAUGUGGGGCCCUCUGGAAUCCAGGCUGAGGGCAGAGACAAGCUUAUUGCCUUAGUAUAUUCUCUUUUUACCCCCUUUUUCAAUCCAAUCAUCUAUACCCUUCGCAACAAGGAGGUGAAAGAGGCUGUCAAGCGGGUCUCUCAGAGGAUUAGGACCGUGUGGAAGAGAUCCUGA
Messenger RNA from Tupaia belangeri chinensis (Chinese tree shrew), 945 nucleotides. Its product is annotated as olfactory receptor 6N2. NCBI's taxonomy places the organism in Eukaryota, Metazoa, Chordata, Mammalia, Scandentia, Tupaiidae. The record is from RefSeq and is a predicted model, not a curated record. The coding region runs from base 1 to 945 and encodes 314 amino acids. Gene Ontology annotation, biological process: G protein-coupled receptor signaling pathway. Gene Ontology annotation, cellular component: membrane. Gene Ontology annotation, molecular function: olfactory receptor activity; G protein-coupled receptor activity. The transcript has a single exon.